Theobroma cacao (cacao) is the source of this 1262-nucleotide messenger RNA. It is a transcript of the gene GLX1, whose product is annotated as glyoxalase/bleomycin resistance protein/dioxygenase superfamily protein. Gene Ontology annotation, cellular component: cytoplasm. NCBI's taxonomy places the organism in Eukaryota, Viridiplantae, Streptophyta, Magnoliopsida, Malvales, Malvaceae. Gene Ontology annotation, molecular function: lactoylglutathione lyase activity; metal ion binding. The record is from RefSeq and is a predicted model, not a curated record.
UAAGAAAGAGAUUAUAAAUUACUUUCUAGCUUCUGGUGGUGACAGGGUUCCCCUGUGGCGUUUCAUUUGACUAGUCGAACUCACUCACUCUCUCUCUAGUAAUCGUUGUGUUACAGGGCAAUCGGAUUUGUUGAAAACAUGGCUGAGGGUUUAGCUGCAGUUCCCAGUACUGAGUUGUUGGAGUGGCCAAAGAAAGAUAAGCGUCGGUUCCUUCAUGCUGUGUACCGUGUUGGUGAUCUCGAUCGUACUAUCAAGUUUUACACUGAGUGUUUUGGGAUGAAGCUGUUGAGGAAAAGAGACAUUCCUGAAGAGAAAUACUCCAAUGCCUUUCUUGGAUUUGGCCCAGAGGUGUCACAUUUCGUCGUGGAGUUAACAUAUAAUUAUGGAGUAACUUCAUAUGAUAUUGGAACUGGAUUUGGGCAUUUUGCGAUUGCAACUCCUGAUGUUUACAAAAUGGUUGAAGACAUCCGUGCAAAGGGUGGCAAUAUUACUAGAGAGCCUGGUCCAGUCAAAGGUGGAUCAACUGUCAUUGCUUUUGUGAAGGAUCCUGAUGGUUAUGUUUUUGAGCUCAUCCAAAGAGCUUCUACUCCUGAGCCACUCUGUCAAGUAAUGCUUCGUGUUGGGGAUUUAUAUCGCUCUGUCAAAUUCUAUGAAAAGGCCCUGGGGAUGAAGCUAGUAAAGAAGGUUGAUAGGCCAGAAUACAAGUACUCCAUAGCCAUGAUGGGUUAUGCUGAAGAACUUGAGACUAUUGUUCUUGAGUUGACUUACAAUUAUGGAGUGACUGAAUAUACCAAGGGAAAUGCAUAUGCACAGGUUGCCAUUAGUACUGAUGAUGUAUACAAAAGUGGUGAGGUUGUGGAACAUGUUAUACAAGAGCUUGGCGGAAAGGUUACACGAAAACCUGGGCCAAUUCCCGGAAUUAACACCAAAAUCACCUCUUUCCUAGAUCCUGAUGGCUGGAAAACAGUCCUGGUUGACAAUGAAGACUUUCUGAAAGAACUCAACCAGGCAGAGUGAUCAAAUGGCAGAAAAGGCUCCAUAGUCCUGCUACUAUAUGAAUAAAUUAGUAUGUAGUGGAAUAAGCUAGCAAUAUGUAUGUCUGUUAAGUAUGGUUGUUGCUAUGUAACUUUAACAAUGUUCCACUCCCAUCUGGUCUGGAUCUAGUAUGUUACAUAACUAUCACUCUAUCAGUAGGUUUUGGAGACUGAUUUUUGCUUUAAAUUAGUCAAGACUGAUAUUGUCGGCCUGAAUGCCCUAACUAA